UGGAAUUGAUAGGUUGAUUCCAAAUUUGGUUGUGAUUUAUGGUUUUGUCCUUAGUACAGACGAUAUGGUGAUAAAUCGUGACUGCGGCCUUGAUGAUUUGACAAAAUGCCAACCAGUACUAGAAUUUCGAAUUUGGAAGAAGAUUCUGGCGAAGGCUGGGAAAUCUGGUAAAGCUGGUUGAUACAAAUAAAGUGUGUUUCCUUUUCUGUGCUAGUAUGGGAAACUGGAGUUGCUUUUCUCAAGUUUCGCUGAAACAUCUUCAGUUUCGAUGUUUAGCAAAUCUGCAGUAAUGCCGAAGCAAAUGACUCCUUGAUUUGAGCAAGGCAGGUAGUGAUAGUUUACACGAGAACUGCACUUUUUUUCUGCAUCUUCUCACAAAUUGACCUGAUGAGUUUGUCCACGACAAUCAAGGACUUGUUGCUAGUUUCUGUUUGGAUGAAGUUCUUUAUGUCCAAAAUUUGAGUCGGUUCAUGAUUACCAAUAUUUGGACAUGUCAGAUAAAUACAGUGAAUUGGCCAAACAAUCUGAGAUAUUGAUCUGAAAUGAAUGUCAGUCAGUUUUGGAAGUGUGUACCAUGCGAAAUUUAAGCGGAGAAACCCGAUAAGCUAACUUGAAAUUUUCAUUUCAAUUAGCAUGGGCAUAGCUGAUGCAGAUCACACUGGUGAAGCCUGUGUGCUACUGUGCCGCAUCGUCCAGGGCCUGCCAGAGGCCAUUCACGCCGGAUCAGACCAGUCCAUCAACACAAGACCUGAAGUGAAAUCUUCUGGUGCUGUUGACUGCCUGCCCAAUCCAAGCUGGUACGUUGUAUGGACCGAACACAUGAACGUGUGUGUUGUCCCAUUAUGUUUGGUGAGAUUCAUGAAACGCCCAGCGCUUGUCUUAGGACCAAUGAUAACCUGUAGCCCAGUGUUCCUCAACAUCAAUAAGUUGCGCAGGGAGAUCAAGAGAAUCCUGCCGUCUUCCCAGUUACAGGAUUUGGACAGAUACUUCGACAGUGACACGGGAAAUCAAUACAAUUUCUCCAAGUGCGUGAGUGACCUUAUUGGUCUCGAUAUGUUCUGUGGUGCUGUCCUCAAGACCUUGGAGCUCUGAUUCCCCAAGGAGCGCUGAUGGAUGAUUUGGGGAGUUCCUAUCUGAUUACUCUGUUAACCAUCACAAUUGGGCUCAGAUCUUACUCGGGCAAACGUUGAUGCUUUAGGAGAUUCAUAGUCUGUACGGUCCUUUACAAAGUGGAAGGUGCUGUCGCACAAAAAACAGUAGCUACCUACAUCAUACUGCUAUUUGUAUAAAAUGUUCAACAGUUUAAACCCUUCGAGUUCUAGCCUAGGGACCAUUUUUGCAGUCACGAGAUUUGAUUUUGGACUAGUAUGCAUGGAUAUGAACUGAGAAUGCUGAAUGAGAUUCACUAAGUUUG
Messenger RNA from Lolium perenne, 1414 nucleotides. Its product is annotated as probable inactive poly [ADP-ribose] polymerase SRO1. NCBI's taxonomy places the organism in Eukaryota, Viridiplantae, Streptophyta, Magnoliopsida, Poales, Poaceae. The record is from RefSeq and is a predicted model, not a curated record.